Molecule: messenger RNA, 3464 nt
Organism: Heteronotia binoei (common prickly gecko)
Lineage: Eukaryota; Metazoa; Chordata; Lepidosauria; Squamata; Gekkonidae
Gene: SEL1L3
Product: SEL1L family member 3
Exons: 23
Coding region: 161-3145 (994 amino acids)
Molecular function (GO): protein binding
Source: RefSeq, a predicted model, not a curated record
CAGAAGAGUGGUCAACGACACCGAAGCGUCUGUGGACUAUUUGUGCUCAAAGCCAUGCCUCGUCACCGUAGAGGCAGUUGCUUCUUUGGAAUUCAAAACAGGCGUGUCAGUGUAUAAGACGAGCUGGGAGGAGAACCACCCUCACAGCAGCAGGAACCGGAUGGUGAAGCUGACGUUUCCGAGCAGCAUGGUUUUCAGGGAUGACUAUUUCAUCAGACGUUCCUUAAUAGUCCAUUCAGUGAUCCUGUACGCGUGGAUUACUCACCGGCAAGCGUGGGACCACCAUGCUGAGCCGAGGGAAGGGUACCUGCGGGCUGUCGCCAAAGACUACGCUUUGUUGGAAUCCGUUCCGCCUUUUGAACGUCCAUACAAAGAGCACAAAGCGUGUUUGAAAUGGAGCUUGGAAUAUGCGUGGAAACUCCAGGCAAACCAGAUCCCUCAGUGCCUGUAUGAGAUAGAUGCUGUUGAGAUCCUCAGCUUUCCGUAUGCAUCCAGUGGAGAGAUGGCAGGUAUUGUGAAGAAGUUUCAGAAAUUCAAGAACAGAGAGCUGGAAACAGUCAGGAAGCAUCGGAUUGGCUACCCCAUCUUUACUGUUUCAAUCUGGCUUUAUUUACUCCAUUAUUGCAAAAAACCUUUGUGUGGACUCCUGUACUUCAUUGAUACUGAAGAAAUGUAUGGGACCCCUGCUGUAUUUCUAACUGAUGAAGGCCACGUCCACAUCCAGAUGCACCUUGUGAAAGGAGGAGACCUUGCUGUGAAAACCUCCUUCAGCCUUCCUCUGAGGGAGUGGCUUCGACUGGAUCUUUCCGUCAUUGGAGGGCAGAUAGAAAUAUGCAGUGUUGAAAAGAACCUGAAUAGUCGCCGGCAUCAAACGUUUAGUUUUAGGGAGGAUUUCUUCUACGAUGACACUUUGGGAUAUUUUGUUCUCGGAGGCAGUAGCUACGCAUCAGGUAUUGAAGGAUACUUUGGCCCGGUGAAAUACUAUCGGCUUAGUUGUCUUGGGACAAGAAAGAUCGCUAACCCGUUCUACCACAAUGAAAUUAUGGAAAGAAUUGAGCUGUACUACAACAAAUGUGCAGAUAUCCAAAGCAUAGCAUCCGAGUAUGGUUUGAGGAUGAGACAAGAAGAGGGGAAGUGCCUUAAUGGAAACUAUUAUUUGGAGAUGAAUAAGAAAUACGGAGGGAACAUGAAGUGCCAGGCCUCCUUGUGGGGAAAAGAUCUGAGGGAUAAAUAUGAGGAGCUGUUCAAAGAGCUGCAAGAUACUGAUUUACAUUUGCCAGACGCUCCUGAAAUCCAGAAGGAUGCAGCGUUAGAGACUGGAUGCAGGAUAUUUGAGCAAGUUGCUCAGAAUCUAUCCAGGGCUAAUGCCUUACAUUCUAUCCACUCCUCUGUCUUGUCUCUGAUGGACUCGAGCUGUUGUGGUUAUCACAGGGCCUCCUACGUCCUCGCUGUUGUCUUUGAAGUCGGACUGGGUGUGCCCGUUGACCCAAACCAGGGCCUGCUGUACAGUUUGAUCGCUGCUCAGGGAGGCGAUAGGCUGGCCUUGAUCAGCCUCGGAUACAAGCACUACCAAGGCGUCAACGGUUACCCGCGCGAUCUGGAGAUGUCGUACGCUUACUACAGCGACGUCGCUGUAAAGACACCUCGCGAUCAUCAGCACGCGGAAGGAGACCAAGCCUUCGUAGAAGAGAUAAGGCUUCAGGAUGACAACUUACUGAGAGCUCAAACCAAAGAAAAUGGGGACCUCUUUAUGUGGCUGAAGUAUGAAGCAACGAGAGGAAAUGCAGCUGCACAGCAACGGCUGGGACAGAUGCUUUUUUGGGGCCAGCAAGGCGUAGAAAAAAAUACCAAAGCAGCCGUUGAGUGGUAUGCAAAAGGUGCCUUGGAAACUGAAGACCCAGUCUCCCUCUAUGAUUUUUCCAUUGUGCUAUUCAAGGGUCAAGGUGUGCGAAAAGACCGACGACUUGCUCUACGUCUGAUGAGAAAAGCUGCUGCAAAGGGUCUCCCUCAGGCAAUGAAUGGACUGGGCUGGUAUUACCAUAACUUUAAGAAAGACUACGCAAAGGCCGCCAAAUAUUGGUUAAAAGCGGAAGCCAUGGGCAGUCCUGAUGCCUCCUUCAAUCUCGGCGUCCUCCAUUUAGAUGGGAUCCAUCCAGAAGCGACUGGUAGAAAUCACACGAUUGCUGCUGAUUAUUUCCGUAAAGCGGCAGAAGAUGGCCACAUGGAAGGAACGUUGCGAUGCUCUCAGUACUAUAUCACGGGAAACUUACCAAGUUUUCCCAGGGACCCUGAAAAGGCAGUGAUCUGGGCAAAAUAUGUGGCAGAAAAGAAUGGCUAUUUGGGCCACGUUCUCCGAAAAGCCCUCAAUGCUUAUCUGGAUUUGUCGUGGCAUGAAGCCUUGCUGUAUUACAUUCUGUCUGCAGAAACUGGAAUCGAAGUGUCGCAGACCAAUUUAGCACACAUCUGCGAAGAGAGACCACGUGUGGCAGAAAGGUACUUGGCUACUGACUGUGUUUGGAGAUACUACAAUUUUUCAGUUUCUCAACCCAAUGCUCCGUCGUUUGCUUAUUUGAAGGUAGGAGAUUUCUACUACUACGGAUACCAGAACCAAGCCAAGGACCUGGAUCGGUCCGUACAGAUGUAUGCCCAGGCAGCGUUGGAUGGAGAUGCGCAGGGGUUCUUUAACUUGGCCCUUCUUCUGGAAGAGGGGUAUCCCAUCCCCGAUCAUAUUUUAGACCACUUAGAUAUCAACAGGACCACCGAUUCCAGCAAUACAGCCAUCCUUCAAAAGCUUUAUGAAAGGUGCUGGAAUCACAGCAACCAAGAAUCGAUUAGCCCCUGCAUGCUAGCUUCCCUUUAUUUCCGCCUAAGGAUUUUUGCGAAGAGCACUUUCCCUUCGUUUCUGGUUUACGUCCUGGGCUCUUUGACCAUCUCUGUGUUGGUGGUGAUAUUUGCCGUGCGGUGUUCUCUGGCUCUGUUAGCAGUUUUUCGGUCUCCUACAUUACCACUGCCUGAAGCAGCUCAAGCUGCAUCUUCUUCCACAGAAGAAGAUACUAAUGAGACCAGCUCAGCCCAGCAAGAAGACCCUCUGGUUACAAAUAAUUCGGAAGAGAACGGGCCUCAGUGGAUGUGCUCCAGCAGCUGAAAAUAUAGUUUCCCCCAAAAGCGUCAUUCCGUUGGUGUCCGAAGACAAAACCAUCCCUCCUUUUCAGGCCAUGGCAAAAGGUCCCCUACAUUUCUCGUGGGGGUGGAGGAAAAGAUCCAUGUUUCAUGGAAGAAGCGGGUUCUAAUGUAGACGAAGACCUCCACGCCCCCCACAGUCUUGUUUGAUGGAGUUUGGAGCAGCUUUGAAGACUUUAUUGAUGAAGACGAAAGACUGAUCUUGGGAAGAAGGGCCUUUAAACACAGGGGUCUCCUUCAGAAAUCAAUUUAUUCAGAAAUCAAUUUAUUUUCAAAUUCAGAAA